GUUUCAUUGUAACAGAUUGAGUUGACAUCGUUGGUUAUAUGCCAUUUGAAUACUGGUUGCCUUAGGAGAUAUCUCUAGUUAUGAUAUCAGAUCCAUUGCAAUAAGAUUGAGUAAUGGAGAAGGCAGGGGAAGUAAAUGAGAUGGUGCAUCAGAUGCAGAAGUUUUCGUGGGUGGACUAUAUAGUAUUUGUGUUUAUGUUAGCAAUUAGUGCCGUUGUGGGGGUGUAUUGGGGUUUUAUGAAAAAGCAGACCACACAAAAUGAUUACUUGCUUGGUGGUAGGAAUAUGAAAGUUGUUCCUGUGGCUAUGUCACUCGUUGCUAGUUUUGUCUCAGGUAUAACAUUGUUGGGUUCGCCGACUGAGGUAUAUAUGCAUGGGACACAGUACGCUUAUAUUAUGGGCGGAAUAUUCCUGAUGUCGAUAGUUAUGACUCAGGUCUAUUUACCAGUAUUCCACGAGCUUAAGAUCACGUCUAAUUAUGAGUACUUAUCAUUGAGAUUCGAUAACAGGGUUCGACUAUUUGGAUCAGUUUUAUUUGCAUUUACUUUGGUAGGUUGGUUACCAAUUGUUAUUUAUGUACCAGCACUGGCUUUCAAUCAAGUAACUGGCGUUGACAUACAUGUUAUUACACCAAUCGUAUGCUUAGUAUGCAUUUUUUAUACAAGCGCGGGAGGACUUCAAGCAGUGGUAUGGACAGAUGUAAUACAAAUCACAGCUAUGUUUGGGGCAAUGGCAUUGGUUGCGAUUAAAGGUACAAUCGAUGUCGGGGGUAUAGAUGUUGUUUGGCAAAGAAAUUGGGACAGUGGCCGCAUAGAACUGCCCAAUUGGGAUCCUAGUCCUCUAGCACGGCACACAAUAUGGAAUUUGGUAGUUGGAGGGUUGAUUUAUUGGCUGCAAGCUAACGCCGUGAAUCAAACUAUGGUGCAACGAUAUCUAGCGUUACCUACUUUACGUGGAGCGAAAUGGGCAGUUGUAUUAUUCAGUAUAGGUAUAUCAGUGUUAUAUUGUUUCUGCCUAUAUUGUGGCUUGCUGAUAUAUGCUCGUUUUUACGACUGUGAUCCUUUACAGACAAAGUUAGCUAAAGCCAAAGAUCAACUGUUACCACUGCUAGUGAUGGACGUUUUAGGAGAAAUACCAGGGCUGCCUGGAGUGUUUGUGGCUGGCAUUUUUAGUGCAGCUCUGAGUUCAUUAUCAACAAGUUUGAAUUCCAUGUCCGCUGUGGUUCUAGAAGAUUUCUAUAAGCCAUUUCAGAGGAAGCCACUUACAGACCAGCAAGCUGCUUGGCUCAUGAGAGGAGUCGUUGUUCUGCUUGGUGUUGUUUGUGUAGCAUUAGUAUUUAUCGUCGAGAAAAUGGGGACGAUACUACAAUUGACUAUGACGUUAGAAGCCAUGACCAUGGGCCCUCAACUUGGCGUUUUUACAAUGGGUAUAUUAAUGCCGUGGGUUGAUUCAACUGGCGCAUUGGUUGGCGGUGUAAGUGGACUGGCAUUGAUGUCUUGGUGGUGUCUCACUGCUCAGAUGGCAAUAGCACGUGGUUACAUCUCGCAUCCUCACAAAACGCUGAUCACAGAGGGCUGUACAUACAAUUAUACUAUAUCAUAUGAUGGAGCCGGCGUUAUCUCGGAUGAGGAUGUGAACCCGGUACUACGUGUAUCUUAUAUGUGGUACACGCUAGCAGGAGCGGUGGUUACCAUGAGUAUGGGAAUAGUAGUGUCACAAAUAAACCGCGCCCGAGGAAAAGCAUAUGUGCCACCCGCACCCAAGUUACUAGCACCACAACUGAGAUGGUUGUAUCGAGAGCCUCCGCAUCCCACUGACGAGCUGUACAUAAGAGCUUAUGAACAUAAUAAGGAACCGAGCCAAAUGAAUCAUGAAUCUACAUCAAUAAACAUGAAGCCUAUGAAUGAAAGAGAAAGCAUUAAUUCAUAAGAUUUUAAUUAAAUUAUGUUCUCUGUUUAUGUAUACAGUGAGUUUUUUAUUAUUAAUGAAAGUUAUACAUGAAAGGAAA
This is a messenger RNA of Achroia grisella, 2007 nucleotides long. RefSeq names its product sodium-coupled monocarboxylate transporter 1-like. The record is from RefSeq and is a predicted model, not a curated record. Bases 114 to 1928 code for a protein of 604 amino acids. Gene Ontology annotation, biological process: sodium ion transport; transmembrane transport. Gene Ontology annotation, cellular component: membrane. The transcript has 14 exons. Gene Ontology annotation, molecular function: symporter activity. Lineage: Eukaryota; Metazoa; Arthropoda; Insecta; Lepidoptera; Pyralidae.